Molecule: messenger RNA, 879 nt
Organism: Trichomycterus rosablanca
Lineage: Eukaryota; Metazoa; Chordata; Actinopteri; Siluriformes; Trichomycteridae
Gene: get1
Product: guided entry of tail-anchored proteins factor 1
Exons: 5
Coding region: 21-542 (173 amino acids)
Biological process (GO): tail-anchored membrane protein insertion into ER membrane
Cellular component (GO): GET complex
Molecular function (GO): protein-membrane adaptor activity
Source: RefSeq, a predicted model, not a curated record
UCACAUCAGCCUUUAUCAACAUGAACAUGGUUGAAUCGUCCUACAGCUGGUUGAUGGUUCUGAGCCUCGUCUUUAUGUGUAAUAUUGUAAAAACAUUAUUACCGUCUAUUUCUUUAUUCCUGUCAAAGAUCUUUCAAAAAGAUGCUGAUCAGGAAAUGGAGAUGCGAACCGAAAUUCAGAACAUGAGGUUGGAGCUGUCAUCUAUAAGCAUGAUGGAUGAGUUCGCCAGAUAUGCAAGACUGGAACGCAAAAUAAACAAGAUGACGGACAAGCUGAAAACUCACGUGAACUCAAGAUCAGCCCAACAGGCGAAAAUUAAAUGGGUUGUGAACAUAAUUUUCUAUGUUCUUCAGGCUGCUCUUAUGAUUUCGCUUAUUUGGAAGUAUUAUGCAGACCCAGUUACAGUGGUGCCCAGUAAGUGGAUAGUUCCACUGGAGCGACUUGUAGCUUUUCCAUCUGGUGUUGCAGGAGGUGUUGGAAUAACAUGCUGGUUAGUGGUCUGCAACAAAGUGGUGGCCAUUGGUCUCUGUGCUUUUAGCUAGUUUUUUUUUAUUAAAUAUGUUCGCUUUUUUUAAAACACAAAUUAUGUACUAUGUUAGGUACUUUGUGCUUUAGUUCCUCCAUCAUUGUCAGAAAACGAUUACUGUCUUUAGUUGUAAAGCAAAUAAAGGUGUUUUUUUUGUAUUGUGGAAUGUAUUUGAGUAUAAGCUUAAGAAAUUGUUUAGCAUUAUACAUGCAUAUGUUUGUGUGUCAUUAUUUUUUUUUAAUUUGAAAUGGUGAUCUGAAAUGUGAAAUAUAACUGUACGUUUAUUGAUUUACCUUAUCAGAUGUACUGAAACCAUUGUUAAGUUUACAGCUACUGAUAACAUUUGUAAAACA